Messenger RNA from Epinephelus moara (kelp grouper), 3301 nucleotides. RefSeq names its product Cbp/p300-interacting transactivator, with Glu/Asp-rich carboxy-terminal domain, 4a (gene cited4a). Gene Ontology annotation, cellular component: nucleus. Gene Ontology annotation, biological process: regulation of DNA-templated transcription. The record is from RefSeq and is a predicted model, not a curated record. The coding region runs from base 175 to 876 and encodes 233 amino acids. NCBI's taxonomy places the organism in Eukaryota, Metazoa, Chordata, Actinopteri, Perciformes, Serranidae. The transcript has 2 exons.
AGAUGUAUAUAAUCCCUGAGUUGACCCAGAAAACAAACUCCUCUGACUGCCGAGACGCCGCAGAGUUUGUAUCCGCCGCAGGGCUGCAUGUAGCCGGAGCAUCAGCUGGAACAACCCCGGCACUGAUCCAACUUCGUACGGAUUCGACAUUAAUACAUCGGGGCGAUAGAGGCCAUGGCUGAACACAUGAUGAUGCCCAUGACCCACGGCUUCAGGAUGGGUAUGAACGGACCUCCGCAGCACAACGGCCAGCCCGGCCUGCGGGCUCUGCCCAACGGCCAGGUGAUGCACUAUGGCAGGAAUCCUCAAAACAACAUGGAGGCUGCCAUGAGGCAGCGGCAGGGCAUGGUGGGACCGGGCGGGAUGGCCGGCCCUGUCAAUGGAGCUCCCAUGGCCAACCACCACCACCAGAUGAUGUCUGGGAACAUGAUAUACAACGGCCAGGGUCCGCAGCAGCAGCACCAUCACAUGCACCCCCAGCAGCAGCAGCAGCAGCAGCAGCAGGGCGGACACCCGCAGCAGUACCUGCCUGGUAACCUCACCUCUCAGCAGCUCAUGGCCAGCAUGCACCUGCAGAAACUCAACACUCAGUAUCAUGGACAUCCUCUGAGCUCAGCCAACGGCCACCACAUGCCCAACGGUGCUCAGUACCGGGUGGGUCCGGCCCAGCUAUCAGGCAUGCAGCACAUCGGUGGCCCUUUGGGACUAAACGGCAUGGACAUGGAUCUGAUUGACGAGGAGGUUCUAACUUCACUGGUGCUGGAGUUUGGGUUGGAUCGUGUUCAGGAGCUACCUGAGCUCUUCCUGGGACAGAACGAGUUUGACUUCAUAUCGGACUUUGUGUGCAAACAGCAGCCGAGCACGGUUAGCUGUUGAGCGAAAGAGGCCGGAAGCUGGUUGGGUUUGUUUAGACUGGACACCCCAAAGAAUGACUGAGCGGUCACAGUAGCACAGCGAGAGGAGACAAUCUCUCUGUUCUGUUUGGGUGUUUCUGUGUCUGUGUUUUUGACAGUGUUUAGUACGCCUUCACACUGACCUGCCUGCGAGUUGAUGAAGAAUUGUAAUGAGAGAAAAACACAGCAAAAGCACCAGGUUUUUCUUCUUUGAGCCGGUGCCAGUAAGAUCUGUCGUCUUUGGCCAAAUUGAGGCAUCCUGAUGCAGCGGGCUCUGUCUGUACCCAUCUGGCCCCUCAGCACAUGUGCCUGCAUUGCCAAGGCUUUGGGAUAAUUGUAAACUUAAAAAACACAACGGGGGAAGGCCUGAAAAGACUUUCCAUCUGGGUCUGUUUGAUUCUGUGGCAUCUCUAAAUGUAUUUUAUCUCUGAUGACACCUUCAAAUAGUAGCAGACGUUUUACAAAUUUAUAAAAGGUAGUCCUCUGAAUUUCUUUGUACAAGGAUGAAGGGAUUAAGAACAGAUUUUCAUUUCUGACAAUUUGUGUGCAUAUUGAAGGCUGGCUCUUCAAAACCAAGUUCCCACAAGAAAUUUCCUUGAAGAGCAGGAGAGGGAGGUUGUGCAGCAUUCCUGGGCGAUGCGACCAGGUUUAUCUUGGAUCGGUUGGGUGAAAUGUGCUACAUCGAUUCUUUAGCUUUCAGUGUCAUUUACCUGACUCCCGAUUAAAUCUGCAAUCAUUAAAUGUAUCACAUCUGUUCCCUGCUAAUCAACUGUGAUUGAAUCAUUGGCAAAGUAGCGCAUUGCUUAGAGUAUUGGCUUAAACAAAGCAUUAUCUGAGACAUUUAGAUGCUCAUUGCGAGCUAAUUUUGGGUUCGUAGAACUGCAAGAACUGUCAAGGAGGAAGAAACCUCUUAGCAUGUGAGAAAUGCCAUUACUGUGGCCUGUUGCAAGAUCCAAGAAAAGCAGCCGUCAGAGGGCGAAGGUGUUGUUAACAGAUCUGAGGUGGGAUUCUUUUUCUAUAACAGCAUUGGUUUAAAAAGAAAAAAAAAGACGUGUGUGACUGCAGGAUUUGCAUUUGUGCAUUGUUUGUAUAUGUCUGUGUGUGGUCAGUGCAGCGAGGCAUUCAAAACCCAUCGAAUGGCGUCCACUUCCCUAAGCCAUGGCCCUGUGUGCUGGAGGCGAUUGGAGGCUGUGCGGGGAGAGAGGGGGGAGAGUUUUUUAUGUGUGGACACAAUGUGUGGACACAGCACUCCCCGGCAGCACUUAGUUUAAUCAUUAUUUAAAUCUGCUACCUGUGGCAUUGAUUUCAUUCAGCAGGAAGAGCGAGCGGAGAAGCACAAAGCGUGCAAAGUUGUUGUUUUUGCCAUAGAUUAGCUUACUCUGCUGCUUUUCUACUGAUUAGAUUUAAAUUACAUGUUCUCACACGCUUGUCUUAAUUGAGGUCGGCUUGCACAUUCUCCAAUGACUCAAUAAUUAUAAAACGGACAUGUUCUGUGGCGCUUUUUUUUUUUCUUUGCGCAGUUGGUAAUUAGGUUUUUGUCAAGGUUGCUGCUUUGCUGCUGCAGGCUGGUCGAGAGAGAACUUCCUGCACUCCUAAUGCUAUUUGUGGAGCUGUCAGAGGGGUCAGGGCUGCACUAGUGCACUGUGUUAAUCUGUUCCAAUACAACUGUGCCGCUGUCCCUGUCUCUCUGGAGAUCUGCCAUCUCUGAGCUCUGGAGUCAAACAAUGGGCAUUGAAACGCUGUUAUGAAGGCAGAAAAGUGCUGCGAGUUAACGCUCCGGUUCACUUUAUGCCUGGCAAAACUGCAGCCAGACAAACUCACAAGCUUGUGGUUGAAAUGGAAAUACUUCUGGCCUUAGUGAGAAAGUGGCCUCUGAUUACUGCUAUAUCAAUAAGCGCAGCCUUUUUUUGUGUAUUGUAUCUUUGUACUGUAGACUAGAGGUGAAGUUGAUCUAGACACAUUUAAGGUACUUUCGAAAAAAACAUUGUCAGAUGUAAAUGUAAAUCAGUGGCUGAUUUUGAUGUGUUGACAAGAGAUUAUAUCCUACAUUUUUUACAAACCAGUGUGUAGAUACAGUAUGAGUAUACCAAUGGUUUUCGAGUGCAGGGCCUGAAGCUUUAAGACCAAGUAGACUGCAUGUUAAAGCAAGCGUGAGGGACGUCACCACUUUCCCACAAAGCAGCUGAGAAUGUACAGUACAACACAUUGUGGGAAUUUGUCUUAAGAUGGUAGAUAAACGUGUGAGAUUGUACUCCUUGUUCCAAAUUACACAUCAUUCAUUUGGGUAAACCCCCACCCCCACCCCCCGCCCCCUACUCCUUUCCCACUUCCCCAAAGCUUUUGUAAUGUUAUUGAUUCUAUUUUAAGAAAAUGUAUUUAUUUUCAAAUAAAAUAUUUAUUUAAAGAAA